Molecule: messenger RNA, 2227 nt
Organism: Brassica napus (rape)
Lineage: Eukaryota; Viridiplantae; Streptophyta; Magnoliopsida; Brassicales; Brassicaceae
Product: jacalin-related lectin 34-like
Molecular function (GO): carbohydrate binding
Source: RefSeq, marked provisional
CUCAUCAUCAGUUUCAUAAUCACUACAAUCAGGUAAUCGAAAGCGACAAUGUCUUGGGACGAUGGUAAGCACGCAAAGGUGAACAAAGUUCAGAUUACUUACGAUGACGUCAUCUACUCAAUCCAGGUCACGUACGCCGGAACCGCUCUUCAAUCUCAGCGUCGUGGCUCCGAUGGGCCCAAAACUGCCGAGUUCACUUUGGGUCCGGACGAGUACAUAACGGCCCUGACUGCUUACGGCAAAACGCUGAGCACGCAAGACGUUAUAACGUCGUACUUUCAAAACGAACAAGGGAACUUAUGGUCCCUACAAACAAAACUGGUUACCAGAUUUGCCGGAGUACCGAAACAGAUCGCCGGUUUCCUUGGUACUAGCGGCAAUGUUCUCAACUCCAUAGACGUUCACUACGCUCCCAUACCCACUGGAACCGGAACAGGAACCGGCGGGACUGGAACCGGUACAGGAGGAACCGAAACCGGAGGAACUGGUACGGGCGGAACCGGAACCGGAGGAACUGGUACGGGCGGAACCGGAACCGGAGGAACUGGUACGGGUGGAACCGGAACCGGUGGAACCGGUGGAACUGGUGGAACCGGAACAGGUGGAACCGGAACUGGGGGAACCGGAACCGGUGGUACUGGCACGGGAGGAACAGGAACUGGCACGGGAGGAACCGGAACCGGCGGAUCAGGGACCGGUUCAGGGGUUGAAAAGUUGGAUGCACAAGGUGGUACAGGAGGAACCGCAUGGGACGACGGAUCCGAUCACGAUGGCGUGGCAAAGAUAACCGUAAGAACCGGUGGGGCAGGCGUUCAAUACGUUCAGUUCGGUUAUGUGAAAGCCGGACAACCGAAACAAGGAGCCCUCGGCGGUGUGCAAGGUAGUAGAGGUUCAACAAAAGAGAUUUUGAUUAACCACCCGGACGAGCAUCUAAUUUCCGUGGAGGGUUGGUAUGAUUCCUCCAAUAUAAUCAUAGGAAUCCAGUUCAAGACUAAUCAAAAGACGUCUGAUUACAUGGGCUAUGAUUUCGAUGGUAGUGGUACUAAGUUUACUCUCCAAGUUCAAGGCAAGAAGAUCAUCGGGUUUCACUUUCGCCAGCGACCAUCUCAAUUCAAUUAGCGUAUUUUUCCCGUGUCCACCUCCACCGACCCUUCUACCGUUCCCCCAAAGAAGCUUGAAGCUAAGGGUGGUGAGUCUGGAGCUGUAUGGGACGAUGGUGCUCACGACAAUGUUAAAAAGGUCUCUGUUGGACAAGGCACAGAUGGUAUAGCAGCUGUCAAGUUUGAAUACAGAAAUGGUUCUUCAGUUGUUAUUGGAGCUGAACGUGGGACACCAACAUUGCUUGGUUACGAAGAGUUUGAGCUUGCAUCUGAUGAAUACAUAACCAUCGUGGAAGGCUACUACGACAAAAUCUUAGGAAGUGAUGGCCUGACGAGUCUCACUUUCCAUACUAACAAGGGUACAUAUGGUCCGUAUGGUCUCGAAGGUAGCACACACUUUGAAUUCAAGGAGGACGGUCACAAGAUUACAGGGUUCCAUGGACGAGCUGGUGCGACUAUUAGUGCUAUUGGAGUUUACUUAGCUCCAGUAGGCACCAUCCCCUUGACUCCUGCAACACAAACCAAGAAGCUAGAAGCUAAGGGUGGUGAUGGAGGAACAACAUGGGAUGAUGGUGCUUUCGACGGAAUACGGAAAGUGUCUGUAGGACAAACCUAUGAUGGUAUAGGAGCGGUUAAGUUUGUGUACAACAAAGGUUCUUCAGAAAUCAUAGGAGAUGAACAUGGAAAGAGUACUCUACUCGGAUUCGAAGAGUUUGAGCUUAACUAUCCAAGUGAGUACAUCACGGAAGUACAUGGCACAUACGAUAAAAUCUCAGCGAGCAACUCUGCGAUCGUUAACAUGCUUACGUUCAAGACUAAUAAGCCCGCAACAUAUGGUCCCUUCGGUCUUAACGCUGGCACACCGUUCGAUCUCAAAGAGGAAGGCCACAAGAUCGUUGGGUUCCAUGGAAGUUCUGGUGAUCUGCUUCACAAAUUUGGAGUCCAUGUUCUUCCCAUCAACUAAUCCUGGAGAUGCUUUUGUGGUCUUUUCACGUUGAACUUUGAAUAAGCUGAUUGUGCUGUUUCUGUUUGUUUCAUCUCUUCAGUGGUUUGAAGUGUUUUAUUUGUGUUAUUGUUCUGUCUUUGAUGGUUUUAUGAUCCAUUUUAAUAAAAGAAGCUUGUUCCAA